Cylindrotheca closterium is the source of this 975-nucleotide messenger RNA. The record is from the annotation of a GenBank genome assembly. NCBI's taxonomy places the organism in Eukaryota, Bacillariophyta, Bacillariophyceae, Bacillariales, Bacillariaceae.
AUGAGCGACAAAGUUGCCCACUCCUUCUCUCCUCCUUUUGAGGGUUUCACGGCAUAUGGAGACAAGGAAGUACCUCCUCAGCACCAUGAGCCCUACGCCAAACGGCCCGACCCGAGCAAACCCGCCAAAACCUUGAGCCCCGAUGUUCGCAACAAUUGGGUGAUCUCACCAGCUUCCAGCAUGAGCAAUGUGAUGCAAGCCAAAAAGGAAGAAAACCAACGACGCAAAAGUGUCUUGGGCCAAGCUCUUCCUAUUUCUAGAAAAGUGGAGCGAAGCUUUCAAUUGAUCACUACUACUACUGUUGCUGCAGCAGGUGUCACCAAAAUUCAAGUCUUGCAAGAAGAUGAUGAUAAUGAUAAUGAUGAGGAAGAAAAAUUACCUCCGACUCCAGUAGCAUCCUUUAUUGCACAAAAGACCGGGGAUGACAAGUUUCCUUGGGCCUUUGUCAAUGCAGAAACCGGCCUGGAACUUGCCUGUUACAAGCACAAAUCGACCGAUUUUGCCAGUCAUUUGGAACAAACCGAGGCGGUCCAAAAGCUCAAACCAAUGGAUCUGGAGUUGUAUGGCAAGACACCACUUUAUGAAACCCAAAAGUAUCGCAAAAAGGGACCCGAGGCCAAAGAAAUCAUAUAUCACUGGGGAAGUACCAAGAUACGACGUCCCACCAAGAUGAUGUUUGGAUUCAUUUCCUUGUCGGAAGCGAUAGAAAUGUCGACCAAACAUGAAACACCCCAAGAAUUCAAAUUGAUAAAGGGGGAAGAUGCUGGCUUCAAGAUUAUUUUGACGAACGAUAAGAAAAAGGAAGUGGCCAUUGGAGAAUUCAUGAAAAACGAUCAUGAUGACGAUGACGAUACUGACACCGAUAAUGGCGUCAGUCAUCGUCUGCGAUUGACCAUCAAGCCAAAGGUGGAUCCAACACUCAUUAUUGUAUUCUUGGCCAUGACUAGUUCAUUGACGCCAGACGCUGCAAGCUGA